This is a messenger RNA of Closterium sp. Yama58-4, 1209 nucleotides long. NCBI's taxonomy places the organism in Eukaryota, Viridiplantae, Streptophyta, Zygnematophyceae, Desmidiales, Closteriaceae. The record is from the annotation of a GenBank genome assembly.
AUGCCUGACUUGGUUCCAGCAUUGCCAAGGUCAGGCUUAACAUUUGAGCCGGCGAGCAAGAGGUUGAAGCUUGAUUUGGAGAAGACGGAUGCAAUUGGAGGAGCUAAAAAGGCGACAAUUACUCCAGAGAAUUCUCUGGCUCCAGUGACUCCAGCUCAGAGUACGGAAUUUGAGGUGGAUCAGACGAAGAAGCACAGAUUUUCUGGAGUGUCUUCUGAUCCAAGCGGCAGAUGGGAAGCCUAUCUUUACAACUCCAGGCGAAAAAUAUAUCUUGGAAAUUGGGACGACGAGAAGGAUGCAGCAAGGGCUCAUGACAGGGCUGCGAUUUCAAUUUUUGGGAGGCAAUGCACAACAAUCAACCUUCCCCUUUCAGAAUACGGGGACGAGGUUCCAGUUUUGGAGAUGCUACCAGCUGAGCAAGUCAUAUUCUCUCUCAGAGCGGAGGCAAAGCACAGGCGCAGACUUAGCAAGCUUGCUAACAAGAAAGACCUGCCUCGAGGAAACCAGAAUGGGAUGCAUGCAAAUGGUGUGGUUAAUGGCAAGUCCCCAUCUGUCAGUGGAGGUUCUCCAUGGCACUUUUUCCCAUGUGACAAUGGGAGUAACUCAAGCUUCAAUUUCAACUCAAGCAUUCUGUCAUUCAAGCUGCCAGAAACUCAAUUGCAAGCAGAUGACAAUGCUGGUCAUCAGGCGCAAACACCCACAGUGCAGCUGCAAAAGGGGUCACGUGUCCUUGUUGCCCCACCGCAACCUCUCCUUGUUGGAGCAGAGGGCAAGGCUGCAACCCGUCAUGCAAGGAAGAGACGCGUGCAGAAUGGACUGCACAAUAUGGGAAGUCCGCACGUGGCACAUGAGCCCUACAUGGAGGGCUGUGAAGUGCAGGAGAAACACGAUGUCAGAGAUGGUUCUCUUUUAGCCUGCUAUUUUGGGAGCAUGGUUCACCCAAGGUUGAGUCAGCAGCACUCCCUGAUUUACAGGCCAACUGCUCACUUGGCAACAUCACAACCAGGGCUUUGGGCAUUGGAGGAUAAGACCUUGAAGUGCCAUGGCGCAACACACAUUGAUCCUGAAUCUGAUCAUCGCAAACGGGGACGCUCUGGAUCAGAGGUGCAACAGCCAGCAUUCUCUCACAAUGCAAGAAGCCCCUUCAAGCGUGUGGAAAGGAAGCCUAUCACCAGCUAUGGCCUUCUUUCGCUGGGUGGAUUCCCUUAG